AUGUCCGAAACAAUUGAAGGUAACGUUCAAAUUCUAAGAUUAUCACCAGGUGACAGUACCAACUUCCCAAAACCAGGCGAUUUGGUAACAAUCCAUUACACUGGUACUUUGGAAAACGGUCAAAAGUUUGAUUCUUCCGUUGAUAGAGGUUCUCCAUUCCAAUGUAACAUUGGUGUAGGUCAAGUUAUCAAGGGUUGGGAUGCUGCUAUUCCAAAGUUGUCCGUUGGUGAAAAGGCAAGACUAACUAUCCCAGGCCCAUACGCUUAUGGUCCACGUGGUUUCCCAGGUUUGAUCCCACCAAAUGCUACUUUAGUCUUUGAUGUUGAAUUGUUGAAGAUUAACUAG
Molecule: messenger RNA, 345 nt
Organism: Kluyveromyces lactis
Lineage: Eukaryota; Fungi; Ascomycota; Saccharomycetes; Saccharomycetales; Saccharomycetaceae
Gene: FPR1
Product: peptidylprolyl isomerase FPR1
Exons: 1
Coding region: 1-345 (114 amino acids)
Molecular function (GO): peptidyl-prolyl cis-trans isomerase activity
Source: RefSeq, a predicted model, not a curated record